Exophiala spinifera is the source of this 474-nucleotide messenger RNA. RefSeq lists its product as uncharacterized. The coding region runs from base 1 to 474 and encodes 157 amino acids. The record is from RefSeq and is a predicted model, not a curated record. Gene Ontology annotation, biological process: regulation of transcription by RNA polymerase II. Gene Ontology annotation, molecular function: transcription coregulator activity. NCBI's taxonomy places the organism in Eukaryota, Fungi, Ascomycota, Eurotiomycetes, Chaetothyriales, Herpotrichiellaceae. Gene Ontology annotation, cellular component: mediator complex. The transcript is spliced from 2 exons.
AUGGAUUCUACCGUGAAGCGAGACACAAGCUCAGAGGCGGUGCCAUCGGCAAAGUUCUUACAAGCAAGAAUUACGGCUCUCUCCACCACCUUGAUCAAGAGAUUGGAAAACAUCUUUGCAGUGGCCCUGGAUGAGACGGGCCCACAGUCGAUGUUUCCUGCCGGGGGCAGCGAUGUACCACCUCCUCCGUCGUUGACAGACACGUCAGUCCAGCAGUUCCAGCUCGACGUCGAAUCUACCGCAGUCAUCCGAGCAGCGGAAGAGAUCAUGAUGUUGACCCGCACGUUGAAGGAGAUAUGGUUGUUUGGUGGGUUGGACACACUGGAACAGGAUCAUCAUAACGAAGAAGAUGAAGCAAUGCGGAAAAAGAUGGAUGAAGACAUCAAAGUGGUUGAGGAUGGAUUCAAACGAUUCCUGGAAAGAUAUGAGACUGCUAUCGAGGUAGACACGACUAAGAAGACAGUCGCAGCAUGA